GAUCUCCAACCUCCGUGCCCACCUCCCCCUCUUCUUGGCUCUUGCCAAGCUUCCAAGCCACACACAGAGGGGCAUUGGCCUCGUGACCUUUGCCGCGGGCGAGCGAGCGAGCAUGACGCGGGGUGUUGGUCGGGGUGUGUUGGGAACCGUCACGCCGACGAAUGGUAGAUAAGGCGCACGGGCGGUGGCGACUGCCCACUUCUCUCCCACACGCAUUGUCAUCACUGCACUAUCGGUACUACUGCUAUCACUGCUACUCCCACUACCAUCACCGCAACAGACACUACUACCAUGUCCUCCCCCGACCUCAAGGCCCCCGGCUUCCGCAACUGGGUCCGCCGCGUAUCGCACGACAUCCUCGAGCGCCCCGUCGUCCCCGAGCCGCCAAGCGAGGACAUUGACGAGCUCGUGAACAUGGGCUUUCCCCGUAAUCUCGCCCAGCGCCAGCUGCACCUUUCGCGCGGGAACAAGAAGGCGGCGGCCGAGAGCCUCGUGCACUCGGCACACAUGGCCAACGUGAGCGUCAGCUCCAAGGACGCGUGGAACCACCCCGACUGCCCGAUCUGCGUGCGCGAGAGCGAGAACGUGCGUAUCUCCGAGGGCAGGCGCGGCUCCGUCGCCGAGGCGCUCGGCCGCGUGCGCUCGCGCGGAGGUGAUGGCGUCCCCGAGCCCACGGACAGGCGUCGUGGCUCGGUGGGGGCGAUGCUCCGCCGUCCGUCGGUCGCGGCUGCGCUUCAGCGCAUGUCGACGCGCGACGUCAAGUAGGCCCGAGGCGAGGCCGCCGAAGGCGGCCAAGCCGAGGCCGCGGUGCCGCACUGCCAUGAGGCCCCGCCACCCACCCACACCCCAAUUCCAUGCCACGUUACGAGUCCGACAACAGAAGAAGAAUAAGACAAGGAGGACAGCUGAGGGAUUAAUGUCGUAGCGAGCGUGUUGUAGUUGUCCUCUGCAUAAGAUGGCCCGUGCAA
This is a messenger RNA of Vanrija pseudolonga, 968 nucleotides long. RefSeq lists its product as uncharacterized. NCBI's taxonomy places the organism in Eukaryota, Fungi, Basidiomycota, Tremellomycetes, Trichosporonales, Trichosporonaceae. Gene Ontology annotation, molecular function: protein binding. Bases 292 to 765 code for a protein of 157 amino acids. The transcript has 2 exons. The record is from RefSeq and is a predicted model, not a curated record.